Messenger RNA from Tachysurus vachellii, 784 nucleotides. RefSeq names its product histone H2A.V. Bases 176 to 610 code for a protein of 144 amino acids. NCBI's taxonomy places the organism in Eukaryota, Metazoa, Chordata, Actinopteri, Siluriformes, Bagridae. The transcript has 7 exons. The record is from RefSeq and is a predicted model, not a curated record. Gene Ontology annotation, molecular function: protein heterodimerization activity; structural constituent of chromatin; DNA binding. Gene Ontology annotation, cellular component: nucleosome.
UGUGUGUGUGUGUGUGUGUGUUGCUUAAAACACUCUCCGAUUUGGCUAACUCUCUAUCGGUGCCAUGGCUGGAUUGGGUUUAUUUAUGAACUCUGUCAUUAGACCUGUAGCUUGUUAAUACAGAAACCUGACUGAGAUGUUUUGGCUCUGAUGGUGAAGUAAAUGGCAGCUUCGCAUGUUACAGAGAAACAGAAAGGUCCUGAAGACUCUCCCAUGGGAGAAGAACGCAGGAGGAAAGGCUGGGAAAGACAGUGGCAAAGCCAAGGCUAAGGCGGUGUCCCGGUCUCAGAGAGCUGGUCUUCAGUUUCCUGUAGGUCGUAUCCACAGACACUUAAAAACACGAACUACGAGCCAUGGACGUGUCGGUGCCACCGCCGCAGUGUAUAGUGCUGCCAUCUUGGAGUACCUCACUGCUGAGGUGCUGGAGUUAGCUGGUAAUGCCUCAAAGGACUUGAAGGUGAAACGCAUCACUCCCAGGCAUUUACAGCUUGCCAUUCGUGGCGAUGAAGAGCUGGAUUCGCUUAUCAAAGCAACAAUUGCUGGUGGAGGUGUGAUUCCUCACAUUCACAAGUCUCUGAUUGGAAAGAAGGGCCAACAGAAACCUGCAUAGAAAGUCUGCAUAGUUUUGUCAGUCAGUAUUUUCAGGGCAUUUGUUUUAUGUUUUAUCUUUUUGUCUGGCUAUUUUGUACACAACGAAUUAACAGUGUUAACAAAGGCAUGUGUGCAUUCUUAAUGUAUUUCUGCAACACUUGCAUCAGUUUUAUACAUAAAGACUUUUCUUAAA